AUGGUGAGACAGUGGAAGUAUGAGGAGGAGAAACAGGAGCAGCAGGUGGAAUGUCAGGAAGAAGAAAGGUAUGAGGAGGAGAAACAGGAGCAGCAGGUGGAAUGUCAGGAAGAAGAAAGGAUGGAGGCAGAGAAGAGACAGUGGAAGUAUGAGGAGCAGAAACAGGAGCAGCAGGUGGAAUGUCAGGAAGAAGAAAGGAUGGUGGCAGAGAAGAGACAGUGGAAGUAUGAGGAGGAGAAACAGGAGCAGCAGGUGGAAUGUCAGGAAGAAGAAAGGAUGGAGGCAGAGAAGAGACAGUGGGAGUAUGAGGAGCAGAAACAGGAGCAGCAGGUGGAAUGUCAGGAAGAAGAAAGGAUGGUGGCAGAGAAGAGACAGUGGAAGUAUGAGGAGGAGAAACAGGAGCAGCAGGUGGAAUGUCAGGAAGAAGAAAGGAUGGAGGCAGAGAAGAGACAGUGGGAGUAUGAGGAGCAGAAACAGGAGCAGCAGGUGGAAUGUCAGGAAGAAGAAAGGAUGGUGUGGGAGUAUGAGGAGCAGAAACAGGAGCAGCAGGUGGAAUGUCAGGAAGAAGAAAGGAUGGAGGCAGAGAAGAGACAGUGGAAGUAUGAGGAGCAGAAACAGGAGCAGCAGGAGGAAUGUCAGGAAGAAGAAAGGAUGGAGGCAGAGAAGAGACAGUGGAAGUAUGAGGAGGAGAAACAGGAGCAGCAGGUGGAAUGUCAGGAAGAAGAAAGGAUGGAGGCAGAGAAGAGACAGUGGAAGUAUGAGGAGCAGAAACAGGAGCAGCAGGAGGAAUGUCAGGAAGAAGAAAGGAUGGAGGCAGAGAAGAGACAGUGGAAGUAUGAGGUGAUGGCAGAGAAGAAACAACAGGAGGAGAGGGUGGGAGGUAAAGAAAAGCAGUAGGAGAAAGUGGAGGAGCUAAAAAAGGAGAUGGAGGAGGGGGAGGUGAAGCAGGAGGAAAAGAAGGAAGGAAAGGUGAGGGAGAAUGUCGAAGAAGAGGAGAAGGUGGAGGAGAAAUAGAAGGAAGGAGAGGUGAGGGAGGAUGUUCAAGAAGAGGAGAAGGUGGAGUAGAAAAAGGAAAGGCCUGGUAGUCCUGAAGGAUCUCGUCCAGAAGGGAGAAGUCCCCCAUGUAACUCUCAAAACUCUCCAGGAGGUUCAUGUUGUCCUCCAUCGUUCUGUGACACAGGAUGAGAAGAAGAAGCUUUAAAACCCGUCACAAGACGUCAGACAUCAUGGCAUCAGAGACAUCAAACAGGAAACAUCACAUCCACUGUUACUGGUAACAAACUGAUCUCUGAUCAGUUUCUACAGUCGGAUCCAUGUUUAUCACAGCGACCGAAGCAACAGCUGUUACAUGUGAACCAUUUCAUCUCCAGCACUCUGUUUAAACACCAGUUUCUGAAGAUUAUUGUUGUGUUUUACUUCAUUAAGUGAAACGUUUGGAUUUCAGUUGUGAAUUUAGUUUAUUCUUCAUGUUUUAAACCGAACGCAGUCUCACUGGAGAUACUUGAUGUUUUUGUCUCAGCAGGUUUCAGAUCUAUGAAGAGAAACUUUCAAUUGUGUUGUUAACAUCAGGCUGUGCUUCGUUUUCUUAUCCGGCUCGUUCAGAAACACACUUUUAGGAUCAAACGGAGAUGGAAACAAAAAGGAUUUCUGUUCACAUCCUUCUGCUCAGUUUUAGGUCAGAUGUGAACGAAACAGCCACAGAUCCCAGCUGAGAGUCAGCAUCACUACAGCGACCAGAAACCACCGCGUGUAGAUCUAGAUUAUAAAAGCACAGCUGGAGAAAUCACUUUAUUCAAUUCAAAAGUACUUUAUUAAUCCCAGAGGGUUUAUUCAGCAGCCUUUGCUCUUUUUAAUCAGGAACUCG
This is a messenger RNA of Nothobranchius furzeri (turquoise killifish), 1864 nucleotides long. The record is from RefSeq and is a predicted model, not a curated record. NCBI's taxonomy places the organism in Eukaryota, Metazoa, Chordata, Actinopteri, Cyprinodontiformes, Nothobranchiidae.